This is a messenger RNA of Elaeis guineensis (African oil palm), 1446 nucleotides long. RefSeq names its product GDSL esterase/lipase 7. NCBI's taxonomy places the organism in Eukaryota, Viridiplantae, Streptophyta, Magnoliopsida, Arecales, Arecaceae. The record is from RefSeq and is a predicted model, not a curated record. Gene Ontology annotation, molecular function: hydrolase activity, acting on ester bonds.
CACAGAGAUGGCGCCCACCUCUUCUCUCUGCCUCUUUUUCCUUUUCCUUUUUUCCCUCCCCUACUCGUCCUUCCAAGAACGCCAACACCUCGCCGUCGAUCUCCUCAUCGACGCCGUCAUCUCCGCCAUCGGACCCAUCAACCCGGGCCCAGAGCCUCCUCCUCCGCCGGCGGUCCCCACCCCCUCCCCGUCCCCAGGCUCCCCUCUCGCCCCUGCACUCUUCGUCCUCGGCGACUCCACUGUCGACUGCGGCACCAACAACUACCUCGGCACCUUCGCCCGCGCCGACCGCCCCCCAUACGGCCGGGACUUCGACACCCACCGCCCUACCGGCCGCUUCUCCAACGGCCGCAUCAUUGUCGACUACCUCGCACUCCGACUGGGGCUCCCGUUCGUGCCUCCGUUCUUGGGGCAAAGCGGGGAGAUCGAGGAAAUGAUCCACGGCGUGAACUAUGCGUCAGCCGCCGCCGGAAUCCUCUUCUUGAGUGGGUCCGAUCUGGGGCAGCACGUCUCUCUGACCCGACAGAUCCAGCAGGUCACCGAUACAUUUGAGCAGUUUGCACUAGGUCUCGGGGAGGAGGCAGCAGCGGACCUAGUCGCGAGGUCGGUGUUCUAUGUGUCCAUUGGGAGUAAUGACUUCAUACAUUACUAUCUGAGGAAUACCUCGAGUGUGCAGUCACUAUACCUGCCAUGGGAGUUCAACCAGCUCCUGGCAACCACUGUGAACGAGGAACUCAAGAAUCUAUAUAAUGCAAAUGUGAGGAAAGUGGUUGUCAUGGGGCUAGCUCCAAUUGGCUGCACUCCUCACUACUUGUGGCAGUACGGCAGUGAAAAUGGGGAGUGCGUUGAUGAGAUAAACAAUGUAGUAAUCGAGUUCAACUAUGCCAUGAAAUACAUGGUGUACGUGCUAAACCAUGAGCUCCCAGGUGCCAUGAUCACCUUCUGUGAUGCUUUUGAAGGCUCCAUGGACAUACUCACAAACCGCCAACGCUAUGGUUUUGAGACAACAGCUGAUGCUUGUUGUGGAUUGGGCAAGUAUGGAGGAUUGAUCAUGUGCCUGCUACCAGAGAUGGCCUGCAGCGAUGCAUCGACCCAUGUUUGGUGGGAUGAGUUCCACCCCACAGAUGCAGUGAACCGAAUCCUUGCAGAAAACGUGUGGUCUGGUGAGCACACCACCAUGUGCUCCCCUAUGCACUUGCGAGACAUGAUUUAGCAAGUUUACAAGCAUGUGUGUCGAUAACUAGCAAUUCUUUUUUUCUUUUUUUUAAAGCUCCAAACUACUGUGCUUAUCACUGCAGCAAAUAUAGAUCAUAGGAAGGCACAUGCUCAUGUUGAUUAGAUUCUUCUAAUCAUCCAGACAUAUGAUCCUUAUACAGGCUUACAAUUUACUGGAAGCUUAUGCUAAGCCAUUAUAAGCGUAUGUGCUUUCUCUAUGUACUUCAUCUU